This is a messenger RNA of Lingula anatina, 1178 nucleotides long. RefSeq lists its product as uncharacterized. NCBI's taxonomy places the organism in Eukaryota, Metazoa, Brachiopoda, Lingulata, Lingulida, Lingulidae. The record is from RefSeq and is a predicted model, not a curated record.
CUUACUGCCACCUGUAAACAAAAAUGGCUGGUUUGUUAAACGACUCCGAAUGGAGACUAGAGAAUGGAGAUCUUAUUCAGCAGAUAGCAUUUUUAAGCCACUUGCAAAAGAACCCCUCGGGUAACAGUAAACUGUAUGAGGCCAUUACUGCAGGCAGGAUAGGAUAUGAGCUGUACCAGAGAGUCAGCGGGGCCAGAGAGUUAGAUGCCUACAGGAACCAGACAAUAAUGGCCAUAGCAGAUUACGUAAAGAAGCAUCCAAAAGCAUCAGAAAAAGAACUGGUCCAAGAGGUUCAGAAGCAGUUAGCCAUAUUUGCACAAAAAGUGGAGAACCUUUAAUCAGACACUGUUAUGUAUACAUUACUACAUUGAUGUCAUUAACUGUCCUGCUCAUGCAUUUUAAGUAGACCUCAUCCUCACCACACCUUUGUGUCUUGGUAUUGAGCCAAUAAGAGAUGUUAAAGUGCAAAGGAAAUCAGACUCACGUGUGUUAUACUACCCUGGAUUUUCUGCCUUACAUCAGUUUAUUUUGCUCUUAUGAAGAUACAAGAGAACUUUUGGAGUAUAAAAAAAAGAAAAACCUAUCAUGAGACUUAAACUCAGGGCUCACUUUUAUGGCAUUGUAGCUGUGAAUACCAACAGACAUUAAUGAAUGUGGAUUUUAAUAGAUAUUUGGAAAAAAACACUUACUAAAUGUAAUUUAAUUAAUCCUUUUAUCUCUUUUUGUGGUUCACUUCAUGUUUUCAUAAAAUGGGAGAUAAGCAUUUUUGUCCCUUUUUGCAUGUAUAUCCUUUUAUGUUAAAAGGAUGAUUGUAGAAGAUGGAUAACGUGGAAACAUUUUUAGUAUAUUCAUUCAAAAAGAAGCACAAUCGAUUAGGGAAGUGAAGAUGUUUAUUAUCCUAUGUACAGUGUUUUCAUUAAAUCUUAUCUGAUUAUCCCAAAGACCCUAAUAUUUUACCAUGAACCUAACCAGUAUAAUUUUAUUUUAGAUAAGUCUACUACAAGCAUGUAUACUACCUGCCUUCUCUGCUCUCAGUUUACCUGGAGCAAGUGUAUCUGAAUUGCUAAUUGCCGGUUUGAUGUAAGACGGUGAAGGAGUAAUAUGCUGUAUUAGAAUGUCAUAUAUUUUAUGUUCAAAGGAGUUUAUCUUGGUCAAUAAAUGUAUAUACAUUAAAACAA